AGUUAGUUACGGUUAGAACACAAAUAUUGUCCCACUUUUACUUCAAUUCAACUAUCAUAAAACGAUAAGAUAAACUAAAAAAAAAACACCAAACACAGUUUCACUUCAUCAUGUCAGAGUCAAACGCCAUAGCCAAUGGUUUAGCUGGUGCUGGUGGUGGAAUUAUUGCUCAAAUAUUAACUUAUCCACUUCAAACUGUAAACACACGCCAACAAACUGAGAGAACACUUAAGAGGAACAAGCAAAGUUCUUCUUCCAACACAAUAACUACUGCUUCUUCUUCAUCUUCUUCUUCUGGCAUUUUUCUUCAGAUUUUUCAGGUUAUUGGAAAUGAAGGUUGGGGUGGACUCUACAGUGGUCUUAAGCCUUCUCUUCUUGGAACUGCUGCUUCUCAGGGAAUUUACUACUUCUUCUAUCAAGUUUUUAAGAACAAGGCUGUGGCUAUUGCAGCAGCAAGGAAAGUCAAAGGACAUGGAGACGGUACUGUUGGAAUGUUCGGUUGGCUCAUUGUUGCUGCUAUUGCCGGGUCAUUGAAUGUUUUGUUCACAAAUCCAAUAUGGGUUCUCGUGACUCGAAUGCAGACACAUACUCAAGCAGAAAGAAAAAUCUUGGAGGAAAAGAAAGAAGCUUUAAGGAAGGCUGCCUCUGAGAGUAGCUUAGCAGGUUCAACUUUGGAAGAAAAGUUGGAAAAACUGAAUUCUACAAAGCCUAAACCAUUUGGGACUAUACAUGCAGCUAAUGAAGUAUACAACGAAGCCGGUAUAGUUGGGUUUUGGAAAGGUGUCAUCCCUGCACUAAUUAUGGUAUGCAAUCCAUCGAUACAGUUUAUGAUUUACGAGAGUUCAUUAAAGCAUCUAAGGGCAAAGCGCUCUGCCAAGAAGCAAGGGGAUACGAGUGUAACUGCUUUAGAGGUCUUUUUGGUCGGAGCAAUAGCGAAACUUGGAGCUACUGUCACAACAUACCCGUUACUAGUUGUCAAGUCAAGGCUUCAAGCAAAACAGGAGAUUGGUGGAAAUAACUCAUUAAGAUACUCAGGUACAUUUGAUGCAAUUCUCAAAAUGAUCCGUUAUGAAGGAUUCCCAGGCUUUUAUAAAGGGAUGAGCACAAAGAUAGUACAGAGUGUUUUUGCUGCUUCUGUAUUAUUCAUGGUAAAGGAGGAGCUUGUUAAGGCUAUCACAGUUAUAGCAAAUAAGAGCAAAAAAGUUGUAUUAAAUUCGAGUAGUUAACUUGACUUUCUUCUUUUCGUUAUAGAAAUAAUACAAGUAGUUCAGUGGAAAAAGUUUAAAUUUCUUUAAACACAAUUGUAAAAUAUCAUUGUUGUUACUUUAAUUAAUAAUAAUAUACGAGUAGAUUAAUAAUCUA
Molecule: messenger RNA, 1362 nt
Organism: Medicago truncatula (barrel medic)
Lineage: Eukaryota; Viridiplantae; Streptophyta; Magnoliopsida; Fabales; Fabaceae
Product: peroxisomal nicotinamide adenine dinucleotide carrier
Exons: 11
Coding region: 111-1226 (371 amino acids)
Biological process (GO): nucleotide transport; transmembrane transport
Source: RefSeq, a predicted model, not a curated record